AUAUAAUUUUAUAAAUUUUAUUUUUAUUUUAAAAAGAAGACUUAUCGCGACCCAAAAAUGGGUCGCAAACAACCGGUUGGAGACCUGCACUGCCCUGUAUUGCCUUUAUAUAAAACGUAAUAAUAUUUUAUAUUUUAAUAUUAUAUUGCAUUAAAAAUAUUCUGGCUAUUAUCACCUAUACUGGCCAUUCGAUAACGGAAAUUAAAUAAUGUACGCGUCGCCAGGCAAUAAAUAGCCAGGUAAACAGUUGACAAAAGUAUAGUGCAUAAUUAUUAUUGGUAAAUAUUUCCUUAUAUUUUCUGAAAUCGUAAAUCAUGCUAACAUUAGGUUUUUUGGCAUUGUCAUAUCUAAUGGCUGCAAAAAAUAAAUUGUUUCCCGAUCGCAAGAUGAAAGAACCAGAAAGAAAAGAUAAUGAAAAAAUAUCUGCCAACAACAGCAACAUUAUGGACAAGCGAUCAACAGCCACCACCCCCCUACAGCAAGCCGCGAAACUGCUGGAACGCAGCCAGCAGUUACUGCGGGCCGCGAACUCGGAGGCAGCCGUCCACGCGACUACGGCGGCACGGGUGCGCCGGAUGUCCACGGCAGAGCUACGCCGGGACCCGGUACUGUGGGUAGCCUACACCUACGGGUGGGACGAUCGCGCGGCGGUCUUCGGCAAGGCGACCAACGCGGGUCCGAAACCCGCGGUAACCGACAAGUCCCGUACAGCCAGCUGGCAUACCGCGACCGCAGUCCGCACGGUUGCUCCGACCACCCCCCCAACCGCUCAUGGCAGUACUGGUCCCACGACCAAGAUCGUUCUUACCGCCAGCAUCGCCCGCGACGAGGAAAGUGGACCAGAAAAGUGCCCAAAGGCCAACGGCAGAACAGACGACAACAGCGCCACCACAAAAUUCGAGGCAACGCCGGAACCAGUUUCGAAUGCGGGAAUACCGGGGACAGAAAAAGGCCGCCAAACCCACCACCUCCCAACAGUACCGCCUGGAAAAACCGGCACCCUCAACCACCCAACCGGCACCAGGCCCAAAGUCGCUGGAGGCAACCAACACGCCUGUCCCCGAGGCCAAGACACCGGAGGUAGCAAUGCCUACCGGACAAGCCGAGGCCACGGAACAACCGGCCACCGCCACUUCAAUACCGGUCGAUAUUAAGAUAUCACCGGAUGAGGAGUUGCUGUGUGACAUGACGGAUGUUGGUCCCCCAGACGACGUGGACAAGGUGUUCCAAAUCACACCCAGCCAGAAUACCCCCCUCCAGAAACCAGCCACUUAUCCACACACACACCCACCGGAAGCGGCCGGACAACCGCCGUCACUAUUCUGUGAUUGAUACGAUGAUAGCAUACAACACGUGUGUCAGCUCCAUUAUAUUAUUGUCUAGCCGUAUAAUAACAAUAUU
Rhopalosiphum padi (bird cherry-oat aphid) is the source of this 1401-nucleotide messenger RNA. RefSeq lists its product as uncharacterized. The record is from RefSeq and is a predicted model, not a curated record. The coding region runs from base 315 to 1154 and encodes 279 amino acids. The transcript is spliced from 2 exons. Lineage: Eukaryota; Metazoa; Arthropoda; Insecta; Hemiptera; Aphididae.